Molecule: messenger RNA, 729 nt
Organism: Helobdella robusta
Lineage: Eukaryota; Metazoa; Annelida; Clitellata; Rhynchobdellida; Glossiphoniidae
Exons: 7
Coding region: 1-729 (242 amino acids)
Biological process (GO): actin cytoskeleton organization
Cellular component (GO): filamentous actin; microtubule organizing center
Molecular function (GO): protein binding
Source: RefSeq, a predicted model, not a curated record
AUGUACAAAUCUGAAAGAGAGGCAAAGAAGAAGGAGGAACCGCCACGAGAGGACCCAGUGAAGGCGAGGCUAAGGUUGGCCGAGGAGGAGAAGCAGAAGAAGCUGCAGAAGUUCAAAGAUGAAGCCGCUGAACAGGCUAACAAGAAGAUGGGAGCGGGCGAGCUCGCACUGAGAGAAAAACACAAACAGGCUGACAUGGAGAAGCAGAAGAAGCUGGAGAAGAUGAAGGAAGAUGCUAAAGCCUCCUCAUCCAUCUAUAACACCGGUGGCAGGGAUGUCAUGCAGAACAUGGCCGCUGCAGCUGGAAACAAUCCGACCAGUGGCAGUUCAGUGGGCAAACCUCAGGUGACCAGGAACCCAAGUGCCAUCAAGGAGAUGCUGAUCAAGUGGUGUCAGAUGCAGACGAAGGAGUACGAGAACGUGAACAUCACAAACUUUUCGAGCAGUUGGGCGGAUGGCAUGGCCUUCUGCGCCCUAAUCCACCACUUCUACCCAGAAUCCUUCGACUACAGCAAGUUGAACCCCAAGAAUAGAAGAGGCAACUUCACGCUGGCGUUUGAUGUCGCCGAAAAAUGCGCCAACAUAGCUCCUUUGCUGGAAGUAGAUGACAUGGUGAUGAUGAAGGUUCCAGACUGGAAGUGCGUCUUCACUUACGUGCAGAGCUUUUACAGGAGGUUCGGCAUGCAGCAGAAACCAACGUCGACGUCAUCUGCAUCGCCAGACGCCUGA